AUGAUGCUGAGCCCGGACCAGGCUGAGGCGGACCUCUCGUGGACACAAUCCGACCCCGAGUCGUUGCUCAAUGGCCUGAAGUCUGCGGGGUGCACGUCAGACGAGCCCAUGGAGGGUGACGAGAAGGCCAGAUGCAAACCUGACCCGCCGCUCAGCCGCGAAGAGAAGCGCAGGAGGCGGAGGGCCACAGCCAAGUACCGCUCGGCCCACGCCACGAGAGAGAGGAUCCGCGUGGAGGCGUUCAACGUGGCCUUUGCUGAACUUAGGAAAUUACUGCCCACCUUGCCCCCGGACAAGAAACUCUCCAAGAUUGAGAUCCUCAGACUGGCUAUAUGUUACAUCUCUUAUCUUAAUCACGUGCUGGAUGUUUAG
Boleophthalmus pectinirostris (great blue-spotted mudskipper) is the source of this 372-nucleotide messenger RNA. RefSeq names its product helix-loop-helix protein 2-like. Gene Ontology annotation, biological process: regulation of transcription by RNA polymerase II. Lineage: Eukaryota; Metazoa; Chordata; Actinopteri; Gobiiformes; Gobiidae. The record is from RefSeq and is a predicted model, not a curated record. Gene Ontology annotation, molecular function: RNA polymerase II cis-regulatory region sequence-specific DNA binding; protein dimerization activity; DNA-binding transcription factor activity, RNA polymerase II-specific. The coding region runs from base 1 to 372 and encodes 123 amino acids. The transcript has a single exon.